CGCGCGCGGGCACGCUCAGCACAGACUCACAGCUGAGUUCAAUCUGCGCCUCUGCUCUUUCUCAUCUCACGAUACUCGGCUUUACAGUAACUACUAGCCGACUUUCCUGUAUUUUUGGACGGUUUGUGACGAAAGACAUUUCAAGUGAACUGCUUGAGGGAAGGACAGCUGUUCUAAUUUUAAGUAAAACAACAGGAUUUUUGGUCUUCAGAGACGGCGUGAGUGACUUCCUGCUCCCUUCUAAGGGGGUGGGCGGUGGUUUUGUGGUUCUGACCCCUCCUGGUCAGACUGAAGAUGAUGACCCCUAGUGCAUGGCUGCUGUUCCUGCUGUUGCUGUGUAUGGUGUCCACACUAUGGGGUUACCCCUUCAGACCACCGCUAGACCUGGAUGUGACCCCCAGAACUACGGUCUUCUCCAAUGGGCUGUUGGGCUGCAAGCGCUUCCAAGGCUUAACACUGAACUACAGUUUAUUGCUGCUGGAGGAGGAGACAGGCGUGUUGUACGUGGGAGCUAGAGGGGCUUUAUAUGCCCUGCAGGCUAGUGACAUCUCCAGCAGCUCUCCGCUGACCAUUGACUGGGAGGCAUCAGACGAGCAGAGGCAACAAUGCUUGAACAAAGGGAAAGAUAACAAGACGGAGUGUUACAACCACAUACGAUUCCUGCAGAGGUUCAACAGCACACACUUGUACACUUGUGGUACACAUGCGUUCAGCCCUCUUUGUGCAUACAUAGAUGCGAGGGAGUUUAAAAUCUCGUCAGCCUUCGAGGAGGGUAGAGAGAAAUGUCCAUAUGACCCUACCAAAGGCUACACUGGCUUGUUAAUUGAUCAGCAGAUGUACACAGCAUCUCAGUAUGAGUUCCGGAGCUUUCCAGAUAUCCGACGCAACUCUCCGAAUCCCACAUUGAAAACAGAAGAGGCUCCAACUCAAUGGCUACAGGAAGCUGAUUUUGUGGGCUCAGCGCUGGUGAAUGAGAGCGUGAGCAGCUCAGUGGGAGACGAUGAUAAGAUUUACUUCUUCUUCACCGAGAAGACCCAAGAACUCAGUCCAUACUUCAGUCACAGCAGAGUAGCACGGGUCGCACGUGUGUGCAAGAAAGACAGAGGAGGUCUUCUCACGCUGCAGAAGAAGUGGACCUCCUUCCUGAAGGCACGUCUGGCGUGUUCGUUACCGGACUACGAAUUUCACUUCAACGUGUUGCGGAGUGUGUUUUUUCUGAAGGGCUCCAGCUCUCAGGACUCUGUUUUCUAUGGCAUCUUUGGCCUGGAAUGGAAAUAUGUAAAAGCAUCUGCUAUCUGCCGGUACUCCAUUUCGGAUAUCCAAUGGGCCUUUGAUGGGCCUUACAUGGAGAGCAACGAAGACUCCAGCUCUAAAUGGGCACAGUACACAGGGAAAGUGCCAGAACCUCGACCCGGCUCGUGCAUCACAGAUCAACUUAGAGCAAGAGGCAUCAACUCAUCCACCAACCUGCCAGAUGACGUACUUCAUUUUGUCCGCCGCCAUCCGCUCAUGUACAGGCAAAUCCUUCCUCAAGGACAGCGCCCCCUGCUGUUUAGGAGGAAUGUGGACUACACUAAAAUUGCCGUUCACAAAGUGACUGCUCUAGAUGGUCAGAUAUACCACAUACUCUUCAUUGGGACAGAUGAAGGUUGGUUACAGCGGGCUGUGAUGGUUAAUGGUCAGCUGCACAUCAUUGAGGAGCUGCAGUUGUUCGAGGAGCCCCAGCCAGUGGACAGUAUAGUCAUCUCUGAGAAACAGAUGAGUGUGUAUGUGGGUUCGCCCAGCUCAGUGGUGCAGUUGCCCUUGUCCACAUGCAGCAGAUACUCCUCGUGCUUCGACUGCGUGAUGGCACGUGAUCCUUUCUGUGGCUGGGAUGGACUGGAGUGUGUGGACAUUACAUCACACAACAGCAGAGCUAAUCUGACCCAGGAUAUUGUGAAUGGAAACCAGGGCUGUGAAGAAUCCACAGCAGAUGACCAAGUGUUACACCGCUCUCGCUCUGUGAUGGCGGGUGAUGACGUGCUGCUUCAGUGCGAGCUCAGCUCCAAUCUGGCAACCCCUGAGUGGACGCUGGAUGGAAAGAAACUGCAGGGUUACGGGCUGGACUCUGGCUACCGCGUCGGCACUGACGGCCUCCUGGUCAUCGAGGCACGGUCUUACCAGAGCGGCCACUACUGCUGCUUCGCCCUGGAAAACAGUGUCCAUGUUCCUGUGGUGAACUACAGCUUAACAGUUCGCCAGGAGCUUCCUGCACCUCCUCCUGUGGAGCCGACGCAGCCACACUUGACCACAGCGAUCUACUGGACCUUUCAGACUUCCCAAAGUGACUCCCCAGAGGACUUCAAUCCAACCCCAAUGUCCCCUCGCUUCGAGUUCCUGUCCAUGAGGAACAUGGAGGCCAUGUACCUCUCCCUAAUCACAAUCCUAGGAGGCCUUUGUUUCGUUCUAACCGUCGUCCUGCUGUACGUGGGAUUCUGUUUGCAAGGGCGGAGAGGUAAAUACUCUUUGCGGGCCGCUGCCCAUGCCGAAAAGAAGCGAGGUGCUCACAUGGAGCUCAAGACCAUCUCCAGCCACUGCAACGGGAAAGCCGACGCUCACGACGGCCUGCUUCAGAUUGUUCCCGGAGAAGCGGCAACGUCACCCAACAAAGAGCUUCCUCCCGCUCCACCUCUCCCACCGCCUUCAGAAUCAGAGUACGUCAAUGGACUCUCUGCCACUCUACCCAGCGUCUUACGCAAGAUGAAUGGCAACAGCUAUGUGUUGCUGAGACAGACGGAUGGAGAUACCACGUCUCCGCUCUAUUACUCCUUCACGGAGGAGCUCAACAGGAUCCUGGAGAAGAGGAAGCACACGCAACUGUGUAGUAAACCCGACGAGAGCUCGGUGUGAACCGUACCUGGCUUGUGGAGAGGUUUUCGACCUGCUGGUGUGAAAAUGUUCAAGGGAUGUAUCAUUGUUCAAUACCCCUUUUUUUACUUCAACGGGAUGCUAAUAAGUAGCCGCGGCAGCAGCUUUUGUUGGAGGAUAAAGAAAACAUUGGUGUCCUUCUAGAAGGACAAACUGCCUCUCCGUUUACAUUUCAAAUGUAAAGCUUUUGACUUUCAGCAGACUGAGGAAUGCCCACCGGUUACAAAAUAGCAAAGAACGAACACAUGAAAAUUCUACCUCAGCAAGUUAUAUCACACAGCCAAUGCGCUUGUGUUAAAAUCGGGGUUGGAGAAGUUAGGGACACGCAGCAAAGUAAAAGAGCCCAUCUUGGGGAAUCAAGUAAAUGAUUCCAUUACAAACUGGUUAGAAGAGACGUUUACAAGGCAGAGUUGUAAAAAAGCUACGAGAUGAACUCGGAUGAAAGUUUUGCGCCUGGACGGAGCAAGUCGUGUGAAAACUCAUGUGAAUGUCUCUGAUAUGUCCUUUAUUUUAGUAUUUUCUAAUUUAUGCCAACACUGACCAUAUCGGUAACACCUUGUAAUAAUAAUCAUGAUUAAGAAGAGCAGGGAUAACAGACUUUGAAUACGAUGAGAAAUGCACUUGAUGGUACUAAUUGUGUAAAUAAGGCUUUUAUUAAUAGUUUCACAGGGGUGGGAACCAGGGAAGAUGACAGUAUUAACCACUGAGAUGCACUUUAUGUACCGGUAGCAUUUGUUUUCCCUGAGGUGCUGCUUAUUCUGACAGAUCUGGAGAGGAUGGAAUGGAUUACAAGGACUUAUGUGAAAGUGACAAUAUGAUAAAAUUGUGUUGAAAAUGCUGCGAGAGGGAAGACUACAGUAUGAGUUCCUG
Pimephales promelas (fathead minnow) is the source of this 3777-nucleotide messenger RNA. RefSeq names its product sema domain, immunoglobulin domain (Ig), transmembrane domain (TM) and short cytoplasmic domain, (semaphorin) 4Ga (gene sema4ga). Gene Ontology annotation, biological process: semaphorin-plexin signaling pathway; neural crest cell migration; positive regulation of cell migration. Gene Ontology annotation, cellular component: plasma membrane. Lineage: Eukaryota; Metazoa; Chordata; Actinopteri; Cypriniformes; Leuciscidae. The record is from RefSeq and is a predicted model, not a curated record. Gene Ontology annotation, molecular function: chemorepellent activity; semaphorin receptor binding.